CUAAUAGCAGCCAAUUCUCUAACUAUGAACUAUUUACCCAUAACAGACUUUAAAUUGACAACCCACUACCUAAAAAAAGGAAAAACAGUAGUAGAAUUUGUUUUCAAGGAUAUGGUAUGAAAAGAAAAACAUUUAAUGAUCUUCUCAUAGGAGGCCUAACGAAUCAUACAUUAUACAAUAAAAUAAUCAUCUAUUUACGUUCAUUGUAAAAGUAAAAGUUCAUUUAAGAUAGAAAAAACGACUCGAAUUCGGGAUCUCAAAAGUAAAAAAAAUAUAUUUACAGAAUAAUAUGAUUUAAUUAAAAAAAAAAAAAAAAAAAAGGAAAUUGAGGGUAGAUGAGAAAUAAUGCAUGCACAGUGACAUUCAGAAUGGGAGGCACUUUCCCCAAAUUAUGUUGGCUGAUGGGAUAAUUCUGCAUUGCAUUUCAACAUUGCAAUUUUCAAGCAAAUGUCCAACAGCAACAACAACAACCAAAAAAGUUAAUGAUGCCUGAUAGGCACUACUUGCAUAAAAUUCUUCUUUUCCUUAACCAAGGCAGAGUAAGAGUUGGAGCCCAUUAUUAUCUCCAAUUUCUUGAUCAAAUCCUAACCCAAACCAUUAUCACUACUUGUCUUGUUACCCAUCCCACCUCCACAUGGAACUGUCUUAUAAGAGCUUACUCUAAAACCCACACUCCCAUUAAGUCCAUUCUUGUCUCCAACUACUUCAUUGAACUUGGCUCAUUCUAUCCUGAUCGCUACACCUACCCACUUCUACUCAAUGCUUGUUCCCGUUUAUCUUUUGCUUCUAUGGGGCAAUUAGUGCACACCCAUUUGAUAAAGAUUGGCUUAGAUUGUGACAUUUAUGUGCAAAAUGCUCUUCUUCAUUUUUAUGGCUCUAUUAAACAAUUGAAUUAUGCACGCUUACUGUUUGAUAAAAUGUAUGAGAGAGACAUCACAAGCUGGAAUACUUUCAUGGGUGCUUCUUAUGCAAGUUCUAAUUCGGUUAUUGACCUUAUGGAUUUGUUUAAAAGGUUGAUUUCUGAAGGUGUUGGAGCUGAUAAGAUUACUUUGGUGAUUCUAUUCUCAGCUUUUGCACAAGCUCAAUGUGACGAGUCAUUAGAAUAUGGAACUGCAGUUCAUUCUUGUGCUAUAAAAAUGGGAUUAGUUUCUAUGUUGAAUGUGAGCAAUGCACUAUUGAAUAUGUAUACUAAGUACAGACAGAUGGAUGCAGCAUCAAGAGUGUUUGAUGAAAUGGGUUCUAAGAAAGAUGUAGUUUCGCAUGCGAUUUUGAUCAAUGGCUAUGUUGAGAAAGGCUUAAUAGAUUUGGCUAGCGAUAUCUUUUAUCAGAUUUUUGACAAGGAUCUUGUCUUGUGGAAUGUGAUGUUGCACGGUUAUAUCAAGGCAAAGCGUCCAAUAGAUGCCUUGGAACUUUUCAAGAAGAUGGACAAUGAGGGCCUGAUUCCUGAUGAAAAUACAAUGGUUGGCAUUCUUGCUGCUUGUGCUAGUUUAUCGGAUUUGCAAUAUGGUAGGGUAGUUCAUAUGUUUAUUAACAGAAACGAUAUAAAACAAGAUAUUUUUGUCAAAACAGCUCUAAUUGAUAUGUACUUCAAGUGUGGGAGUCCUGAGGAGGCACUAGUUACUUUCUAUAAGAUGGAAUAUAAAGAUGUUUUUACUUGGACAGCAGUAAUUGAAGGGCUUGCAAACAAUGGAUAUGGGAAUGUGGCUUUGAAUUUGUUUAAGCAAAUGGAAGAACAAGGAAUUCAGCCAAACGAAGCAACGUUUGUUUCUGCGUUAACAAGCUGCAGACAUUCAGGGUUAGUUAAGGAAGGCUGCCAAAUGUUCAGAAAGAUGGUAGAGGUCUACAAACUCCAACCAAGGUUUGAACACUUUGGCUGCCUAAUUGAUGUGUUAAGUAGAGCAGGACUCCUAGCUCAGGCAUACGAGUUUGUUAAGCUGUUGAGGCCUGAGGAAAGACUCGCAGCGUAUAAGAUUGUACUAAGUGCUUGCAUCAAGUACUUAGAAUUUGAUGUUGGAGAAAAGGCUGCAUUAGAAAUGGCAGAGUUGAGUCCUCAAAGCUGUGAAAUGCAUAUUCUUUUAUCCAACUUCUAUGCUCUGGCAGGUCAAUGGGAAAGAGUUGCAAAGACAAGGAGAACUAUGAAAAGGUUAAAUACAAGAAAGGAGCCUGGAAUUAGUUCUGGGGAGCCAAAAUUAUGAACCGAAUAGUACUUGCAUUAUUGCAUAUUCUGUGACUAAUGGGUAAAACAGAACAGCCAAUAUUAGAUGGUAGGAAAAAUUUGACCUAUCAUGAGAAGCAAACAGAGGAGGAAUGGGCAUCAAAUCCACUAUUCUAGGAUAGGCACAAUACUUCUGUAGAACUUUUGUAUUGAAGCCACAACUAAACGAGCAUCAAAUUUCUCCUGUCAAUUUUAUAGAAAGGAUUUUACUUCAAA
This is a messenger RNA of Ricinus communis (castor bean), 2431 nucleotides long. RefSeq names its product putative pentatricopeptide repeat-containing protein At3g15930. NCBI's taxonomy places the organism in Eukaryota, Viridiplantae, Streptophyta, Magnoliopsida, Malpighiales, Euphorbiaceae. Gene Ontology annotation, molecular function: protein binding; RNA binding. Bases 483 to 2195 code for a protein of 570 amino acids. Gene Ontology annotation, biological process: RNA modification. The record is from RefSeq and is a predicted model, not a curated record. The transcript has a single exon.